Molecule: messenger RNA, 4938 nt
Organism: Galendromus occidentalis (western predatory mite)
Lineage: Eukaryota; Metazoa; Arthropoda; Arachnida; Mesostigmata; Phytoseiidae
Product: mucin-19-like
Exons: 9
Coding region: 1-4938 (1645 amino acids)
Source: RefSeq, a predicted model, not a curated record
AUGAAGGAGUGGAUCGUAUUGACUCUCUUCAUAAACAGCCCCGCGAAAUCUUUCCUCAGACAUCCUUUGACGCGGACCCAAUCGCGGCGUCCAAAGACCCCGACUACCGACGUAACCUCAGGAUUUGGUUUCGACAGAGGCGGGAAUCCACUCCCGAGCGCAUAUUCCGCUGGCGGGAAUGCUGCGCCCGCGGCGGCUGGACUCUCAGUGGGAAUCAAGCCUGGGCUCACCCUAGGGGCCGGUAUCUCCUUGGGACUCGGAGGCGGUUCGGGUUUCGCCGAUAAUCCGCAGCCCCCCACGAAUCCGCUCUUACCACCGGUGAACAGAGCCGAGGAGCGUUUCGGGGACUUUCCAGCUGAAACACCCCUAUGGCAGCCCGGGCGACCCAUAGAUGAGGUUGACGAGGACGAUUUGAUCAAGCUGCCGACCAAUGAGAGUCCGAUCGAGUCCUCGGAUCCGGCGGAGACGAGUCACGUGGAUCGAACUAGACUAGACGACUACGGGGACCGGCUGACGGACUCAGGCGGUGCCAUGAUGGAGAAUUACAGGGAGCAAAUCGAAGCAGCCAGAGUGGAGGAUUCUCUGGUCGAUGAUCGCAACCGGAGAGUGGAUUCAGAACGGAUUGUUUCGCCUGGCGAUCAGAACCGAUUGAUCGAAUCGGGUCGCGACGGGCCGGACGGGGGUAGGACUCAAUUCAGGGGUUCAGACAAUAGAGCCACGGACUACUGGGAUGAUCGAGGUGCUACUUGUGUACGAGGAGCUGACGGCGGUUGCUUGAGCCCGGAAAUCCUCCCACCCGCACGUGAGAUUUCGAGCAGUGUCUCCAGAGAGCAGCUACAGGAGACAGGGGACGCUUGGCUCCUCAAGCAAGCUGAACAAGUGAAACUCGCGGAAGCCCUGAGACUCCUCGAGGAGGUCAAACUCGACAAACAGCUGAGAAGCAUCAAGGAGACGAAGGACAACAAGCCGAAAGUUAUUUCCGAAGACAAUAAGCACGCCGAGGAGCUACAACGGAUAUCUGAAGCUGCCGAGUCGAUACGACUCGCGGCCGAUAGCGCUAGGGGAAUCAAAGAGAACCCUUAUCCGGAGACCAACGCGACUCCCGUUCGGGAUCUCAAUCGGACUUCGUAUCCCAGUCCUCGAUUGAGCACCAAGCCGGACCUCAAGCUGAAAAUUCGGGCGGCUCUCCUCGAGGAAGCUCUGCGGGAUCCUCCGCGGGAUCCCAAGCAGAAUCUCCGAACGCCCUUCAGGAGGGAGCAGCGAAUGGAUCUCCGCCGAAAUCCCCCCAGAUUUACCCGACGGACUCUCCAAGAGGAUCCAAGACGAAAGAAUCUCCUCCAGACCCCCCGAGGAGCUGGCCGAAUUGAUGGGGGCGAAGCCUCAGCUGUCAUCCCUCAACCGACAGCAGCCACCGAAAAGUAUCCACUUGAGUCCACCGACUCCAGUCCGACCGGCUCACCUAUCCGAGGUCCGGAGGGAUCGACAACGUGGCAUCCCGGUGGUCCAAGCGACCGAUCUCCGAUACCGAAUGCUGAAGGACUCCAAGGCGAAUCCUCAAUCGAAUCCGAGGUUAAAGCCCAACCUGGAAGCCCGACGGGAUCGAUCGUGUACGAGACGACUUCGAUGAGCUAUGACGUGGUCGCCUCCGGAUACGGGCCCGGCCCCUCCGCAGCUCCUGCCGGCAUCGGACCUCUCACGACGGAGUUCCCGCUGAACUCAGCGCCCACCAUGAAGGGCGACAUCAUUGCCGACGCGACGACCACUGAGCACGCGAUAUCCGUUCCGGGAGAUGACCCAUUCGCCAACUCCUCGACAACCGUCCCCGAAGAUGCCACUGCCACUCCUGAUUAUUCGGAUCUCAUUGCCAACGGCACCACCGAUUCCGAGCGCGCCCUUACGUCGAGCAGAAACGAGUUUACGUUGGAUGGCAACAGCACUUCCGCGCUUUUCGAUUCCGUCAAUAACGGCACCGACUUUCCCGUCCAGCCCGAGCUCCCCGGAUCGGCGGCGAACGCGUCGAGCGCGGCUGGAAAUCUCGAGACUGCCAUCGAGGGCAACGGAACUUCCGGCUAUCCCGACUUCUCUCAAAACGACACCAGCUCAACCCCGGCUGGUUCCGACUCCACGACCGUCGCGUCAUAUACAUCGGUAUCAGGAAUGCAGAUCAUCACAACCGAGUUGGGCCUGGGACAGUGGACAACGCCAACGCCUACAGGUCUCCCAGUCCCGGGAGAUUCGAAAACAUCUCCUGCGUCGAGCCGAGCCACGAUACCCGUAAGCUCCACAUUCCCAACGUCAUCGGGGGGAUCCAUCCUCUCCGCGCGAAAGACUGUCUUACGACCUGGCGCGUCGAUGACCGGACUCAUCAGUUUAGUUUUUGAGGGUUUAGUGCUGACCAUCCUGGUUUAUCUGUACAACGCAAUGAGCUCCGCGCAAGCUCAGCCAGCCAUGAUGAUUCCCAAUCCGUUCGCAUUUUUUGGCCAAAUGGACACCUCCGGGAUGGCAGCCGCCCGGGCAGCCGCUGAAGCGGCGGCUACCACCGGGGCGGCGCCCCAGCAAGUGCAGACGAUUUCUGUACCCAAUGGGGUGACUUUCUACCAGAGCCCGGACGGAUUCCAGGGGGUGUCCGUUGGGACCAUGACAGGCUCGGUUCCGCACGGGACCGGGGUAGCCGCGUCCAGCGCCGGGACUGUCGUGACCGGAAUUGCACCGCUUCCUGCUGGGAAUGCGGUCCCGACUGUUCUUCUGCUUUGUGCCGGUGGCACAAUCAGCCAACCUCACAACUUGGCCUCUCACGGCUAUCAAGGCUAUCAACAGUCUCAUCAUCCUGCAGUGAGCUUCUACAAUAGCUAUCCUUCCUCAUCGGCCUCCGCGGCAGCGAUGGCGGCAUCAGGAGCCCAGGGAGCCGGAGCGACAGGUGCUGCUGAAGCUGCUGGUGCCACCGGGGCUGCUGGUGCGACCGGUGCUGCUGGUGCCGCCGGGGCUACUGGUGCCGCCGGGGCUACUGGUGCCGCCGGGGCUACCGGUGCCACCGGGGCUACCGGUGCUACCGGUGCCACCGGGGCUGCUGGUGCCACUGGGGCUGCUGGUGCCACCGGGGCUGCUGGUGCCACCGGGGCUGCUGGUGCCACCGGGGCUGCUGGCGCCACCGGGGCUGCUGGUGCUGUCGGAGCAGCAAGCGCAGCCAGUGCCGGAGCUACGAGUGGUGCGGGGAUGGCUGGCGCGUCAGGAGUCGCAGGAGCCGUCACGAGCCCGGGGGUAGCUAGCGCCUCAGGAGCCGCCGGAGCGGUCGCCGGUGCUUCGGGAGUGGCUCAAGCGGCCGGCGGUGCUGGAAUGGCGAGCGCAUCCGGCUUCGCCGGAGCUACGGGCUCCGCGGGAGCUGCUGGAGCUGCUGGAGCAGCGGGAGUUGCGGGAGCUGCCGGAGCAGCGGGAGCGGCUGGCGCUGCGGGCGCGGCAGGAGCAGCUGGCGCCUCCGGCGCAGCAGGUCCGGCUGGUCCUCCAGGUAUGCCGGGCAUCAGUGGUCCACCCGGGCCCCCAGGACCUCCCGCACCACCUGGACCACCUGGAAUGCCCGGUAUGCCCGGUGCACCUGGAGCUCCGGGAACGCCGGGAGCCGGCGGAGCUGCAGGAGCAGCUGGAGCCGCGGGCGCAGCAGGAGCCGCUGGGGCUGCGGGGGCUGCUGGGGCCGCCGGAGCAGCUGGAAUGGCUGGAAUGGCCGGAAUGGCUGGAAUGGCCGGAGUCGCUGGCCCAUCGGGUCCAAGCGGACCAUCUGGCCCGGCUGGACCUGCCGGUGCAGCAGGAGCGGCAGGAGCAGCUGGAGCUGCUGGGGCUGCGGGGGCUGCUGGGGCCGCCGGAGCAGCUGGAAUGGCUGGAAUGGCCGGAAUGGCUGGAAUGGCCGGAGUAACUGGCCCAUCGGGCCCAAGUGGACCAUCGGGACCAGCCGGAGCCGCGGGUGCUGCCGGAGCGGCGGGUGCGGCCGGAGCGGCAGGCGCCGCCGGACAGGCAGGUGCAGCCGGUUCAGCAGGUGUGGCCGGCUCAGCAGGCGCCACGGGCGCCCCCGGAUCUCCCGGAUCAAUGGGAGCGAUGGGAGCAAUGGGAGCCAUGGGAGCAAUGGGAGCCGCUGGAGCAGCUGGAGCAGCUGGAGCAGCUGGAGCAGCAGGAGCAACGGGUGCAGCGGGAGCAACGGGUGCAACAGGAGCAACGGGAGCGACGGGAGCAACGGGUGCAGCGGGAGCAACGGGUGCAGCGGGAGCAACGGGUGCAGCGGGAGCAACGGGUGCAACUGGAUCAUCUGGAGCAGCAGCUGGAGCGACGGCAGCAGCAUCUGGUGUGGCACAUGGAGGAGGCGGCGCGGCAAGUGCAUUCGGCUCGGCGGCUACCAACGCCAGGGGAGGGUUCGGGGGCUCAGGAGCUAACGGUGGUGGAUCGGCAGCAUUCGGGAACGCCGCGGCUUAUGGAGGCGCGGGGGGAUUCGGUGGUGGCUCAGGGGCACACGGAUCCGCCGCAGCGUAUGGAACGGGAGCUGCCGGUGGCUCUGGUGCUUAUGGUGGCUCUGGGGCGUUUGGAAAUGCGGCAGCCUUCGGCAACUCGGCGGCGUAUGGGGGCUCGGGAGCAUCUGGUAACGCUGGGUCCCUCGGAGGAGGAGGAGCAGGAGCCACAGCUGCCGCCCAUGCCGCUGCAUUGGCAGGAAGCAGAGGCAGAGGAGGUAGAAUUGGUCCCGCUGGAGCGACAGCCGGCGCAGCAGCAGGAGCGGCCGCAGGCGGAAAUGCGGCAGUGGGAGGAGGAUCAGCGCCGGGCGGAAGCGCAGGUGCGGGAGGAAGCGCAGCUGCGGGAGGAGGUGCAGCAGGAGUCAGCGGCGCGGCUGGAGCUGGGAGUGCACCGAGUGGAGGGUCCCACGCCGCGGCGAACGCUGCAGCUGGCGCAGCUGGUCGAGGUUGA